AGGCUUGGGAUCCCGGCUGCGGGUUUGGCGGCGCUGCGCCGGCAGGCAGCGAGGCCGGGCGGGCCCUGGGCCCUCGCGCCCCUCCCGCGAGGCCUGUCAUGCAGGGCCCCGCCGGGAACGCGAGCCGGGGACUGCCAGGCGGGCCGCCCUCCACAGUCGCGUCCGGGGCGGGCCGCUGCGAGAGCGGCGCGCUCAUGCACAGCUUCGGCAUCUUCCUGCAGGGGCUGCUCGGCGUCGUGGCCUUCAGCACGUUAAUGCUCAAACGCUUCAGAGAACCAAAGCAUGAAAGACGUCCGUGGAGGAUAUGGUUUUUAGACACUUCCAAACAAGCCAUAGGAAUGCUGUUCAUCCACUUUGCAAAUGUAUACCUAGCAGAUCUCACUGAAGAGGACCCUUGUUCACUGUACCUCAUCAACUUCCUCCUGGACGCCACUGUGGGCAUGCUGCUCAUCUACGUGGGGGUGCGCGCCGUCAGCGUCCUGGUAGAGUGGCAGCAGUGGGAGUCCCUGCGCUUCGGCGAAUAUGGAGACCCUCUGCAGUGUGGAGCCUGGGUCGGGCAGUGCGCUCUUUACAUCGUGAUCAUGAUUUUUGAAAAGUCUGUCGUCUUCAUCGUCCUCCUAAUACUUCAGUGGAAAAAGGUGGCCCUGUUGAAUCCCAUUGAAAACCCAGACUUGAAGCUGGCCAUCGUCAUGCUGAUCGUCCCCUUCUUUGUCAACGCUUUGAUGUUUUGGGUAGUGGACAAUUUCCUCAUGAGAAAGGGGAAGACGAAAGCUAAGCUAGAAGAAAGGGGAGCCAACCAGGACUCGAGGAAUGGGAGCAAGGUCCGCUACCGGAGGGCCGCAUCCCACGAGGAGUCUGAGUCUGAGAUCCUGAUCUCAGCGGAUGAUGAGAUGGAGGAGUCCGACGUGGAGGAGGACCUCCGCAGACUGACCCCCCUCAAGCCUGUGAAGAAAAAGAAGCACCGCUUUGGGCUACCCGCUGGUGCUCAGGAAGCCCCUAUCAAGAAGAAGCGCCCCCCUGUGAAGGACGAGGACCUGAAGGGGGCCCGAGGAAACCUGACCAAGAACCAGGAAAUCAAGUCCAAGACCUACCAGGUCAUGCGAGAGUGUGAGCAAGCUGGCUCGGCCGCCCCGUCGGUGUUCAGCCGCACCCGCACAGGUACCGAGACUGUCUUUGAGAAGCCCAAAGCCGGACCCACCAAGAGUGUCUUCGGCUGAGAAGUGUGCGCCACUCCCCUUGCUGCCCGAAUGCUCGGAAACAGGAGCCUUUCCCAGGAACUCUUUUUUAUGCCAGAACGCUUCCUCUCCCCUGCUGUCUCUGGGGCUGCCACCCUCCCCCACAGUCCAGGCCCUUCAGCCAAGGGCUCUGCACCAGCACCUUGGAAGCACCAAUAAAGAGGAUGCCCACGUGGCCCCAGCAA
Homo sapiens (human) is the source of this 1420-nucleotide messenger RNA. RefSeq names its product STIMATE-MUSTN1 readthrough (gene STIMATE-MUSTN1). The record is from RefSeq and is marked validated. Bases 99 to 1217 code for a protein of 372 amino acids. NCBI's taxonomy places the organism in Eukaryota, Metazoa, Chordata, Mammalia, Primates, Hominidae. The transcript is spliced from 10 exons.